Messenger RNA from Cotesia congregata, 1121 nucleotides. The record is from the annotation of a GenBank genome assembly. Lineage: Eukaryota; Metazoa; Arthropoda; Insecta; Hymenoptera; Braconidae.
AUCGGUUGUCAUCGAGUCAGUGUGAAAUGUUAUGUUGAUAUGAUUGACAGCAACUUUUUUCUAUUAAAUUUUACUUUUAUUACUCAUAUAUAUAUUAAAAAAAAAUGUAUUUGAGUACUUGGUGUUUGUUGAUUAUUUUAUUCAGCGGAUUGUCUCAUGUUACUGGAGCUCAAAAAAUCGCUGUAUUGAACAGAAACGCCAGAUGGACGGGAAGAAUAGUAAACGGUGAAAAAGCGACGUAUGCACAAUUUCCGUUUAUAGCUUCUCUGCAGAAAAGGUGGACUAUUGUACAACAUUUUUGCGGGGCGAGUAUCAUUACUGAUAGAUGGGUUUUAACUGCUGCUCACUGUGUAGUAAGAGAUAAAUCACUAGUGCCACAAUGGGGACUCGUUGUUGUUGCAGGUGAGACUAACAUAUACACAUAUCAUUCAUUUCACCGGCAAAUUCGAAAUGCUGACCAGCUUGUUGUCAAUCCCCGGUUUGAUAUGAGAAGUCUUGCCAAUGACAUCGCUUUAAUAUCCCUACAAUCCCCGUUUGUAUUUUCAACAUCCUUACAGCCGAUUCCACUGUCAAAGUCAACGCCAUCAGCAGGAACAAACUGUACUGUCGCAGGUUGGGGACACCUUGCAGAGAAUAACAGAAGCUCCGUUGACGAAUUAAUGUACGUGCAUUUACCGAUAAUUAGUUAUGACUACUGUGGCAAAUUACUGUGGGGGAUCGUAAACAUGCAUCCAAGCAUAAUUUGCGCUGGAUACAUAGAAGGAGGAAAAGACGCGUGUCAGGGUGAUUCCGGAGGACCGCUUGUAUGCGGAGAUCUGUUGGUUGGAAUCGUAUCAGGCGGAAGAGGAUGCGCAAGACCGAAAUUGCCCGGUUUUUAUACCAAUGUUGCGUAUUAUAAAAGGUGGAUUGACCAAGUAUUGAGAAGUAAUGGGAAAAACCACUCGUAUAAUGGCUUCAAUAGACAUCCAGCUAGUGCCUUGGCUGCUAGUAUUAGUGCUGGCCUCGUUUACAUUUUAUCUUGUCCAUUAGUCAUUGUAUAUCUGCAGGAUAUUAUUAAAAUAUAAUUUAUAUUCAUGAAAAAUUUUUUAUAAUUUAUUUACUGUUGGGAUGAAUGGUAGCCC